This is a messenger RNA of Phodopus roborovskii (desert hamster), 2112 nucleotides long. RefSeq names its product COP9 signalosome complex subunit 7b-like. Gene Ontology annotation, biological process: COP9 signalosome assembly. NCBI's taxonomy places the organism in Eukaryota, Metazoa, Chordata, Mammalia, Rodentia, Cricetidae. The record is from RefSeq and is a predicted model, not a curated record. Gene Ontology annotation, cellular component: COP9 signalosome.
CUGUGUGCUGGUGGCUAGGAGCAAACCCACUGGUACUGACGUCCACUCUAGCUUGUGACUGUCAUCUUCCACGCGGUAGCUGCCCUCGAUGCGCCCCUUCUCGUAGAGGCUGUUUCCUUUGACCCUUUUUGGUGCUUCAGAAUAGCGUCUUCCCGAGACGGGAAUUUAUCUCCACUCGGUCCCUAUCCGCCUCCUCGAGGAGCCUCCCACUUCAGAAGAAAAACAUCGAUCACCAUCUUAUUCCGUCCACGAUCUCAAGACCAGAGAAUGGCAGGUGAACAGAAACCCUCAAGCAACCUCCUGGAGCAAUUUAUUUUAUUAGCCAAAGGUACCAGUGGCUCAGCCCUCACCACUCUCAUAAGCCAGGUGCUGGAGGCUCCUGGAGUAUAUGUGUUUGGAGAAUUGCUGGAGUUGGCCAAUGUUCAGGAGCUUGCAGAAGGAGCUAAUGCGGCAUAUUUGCAGUUGCUGAACCUGUUUGCCUAUGGAACGUACCCAGAUUACAUAGCCAACAAGGAGAGCCUGCCAGAACUGAGUGCAGCUCAGCAGAACAAGCUGAAACAUCUUACCAUCGUGAGUUUGGCAUCAAGAAUGAAGUGUAUCCCUUACUCUGUGCUGCUGAAGGACCUGGAGAUGAGGAAUCUCCGGGAACUAGAGGACCUUAUCAUUGAAGCUGUCUACACUGACAUCAUCCAGGGCAAGCUGGAUCAGCGAAAUCAGCUCCUGGAAGUGGAUUUUUGCAUUGGCCGUGACAUCCGAAAGAAAGAUAUCAAUAAUAUUGACAAGACCUUGCAUGAGUGGUGUGAUGGCUGUGAGGCAGUUCUGUUGGGCAUUGAACAGCAAGUUCUGAGAGCCAACCAGUACAAAGAGAACCACCACCGGACUCAGCAGCAGGUGGAGGCAGAGGUUAGUAACAUCAAGAAGACACUCAAAGCAACAGCAUCCUCCUCAGCUCAGGAAAUGGAACAGCAGCUGGCUGAGCGAGAGUGUCCCCCUCAUACUGAGCAGAGGCAGCCCACUAAGAAGAUGUCCAAAGUGAAAGGUCUGGUCUCCAGCCGCCACUAGGGCUGGCUGGGGCAGCUGGCACUCACCAGGCCUGGGUCAGGUGGGGAGGGGACACCCAGGGCCUAUUCCUCCCCUCUCUACCUGCAGUGAGUUCCAGACCUGCCCACCCUCACCAGUACCUCCCCAUCCAUUGGUACCAUUGUGGAAAAUGAUUGCUCCUCCUCCUUCACCUCCCUUCCCUAGUUGUUCCCUUCAGACUCAGGGGCUCAACGGAUGCCAUCCUCACAGGGUCCGACACUGCCCAGCUUCCCUCCAGGGGUUCCUGUCUCUGUGUGUGGGCUACCUCCCUCCCAGUCGUUGUUUUGCUCCGUGUCAUUUUGUCAGGCUGGUUCUGAGCUGGAGGCAGUUUAUCCAGCCCUGAGGGAUGACUGUGGAGGAGGCUUCUCUCUGAGUGAAGAGGAGGCCUUGCUUCUCCAGCCCCAUGUACCACAGUACCCACAAUGGUGCAAGUGUCUAGUCAGGUAGCCACAGUGUUCCCCUCUCCUGCCUUACUCCUGUUGGCAGCGCCAGUUCAGGCUGUGGAGGGAUGUGGUGCUGGGCUCUGUUUACUAAACCUUUGGGUUUUCAGCCUCCUAAGCCCAGCCAGGAUCUCUCAUCAAGUUGGGAGCACUGGGCUGACUAACCUCUGGUGUCUGAUACAAGUGGAGGGUGCUUGGGGUCUGUGGGUAGCAGAAGGUGUUUCUCCGGGCUUGUCCUCAGCUGGCCACUCCUCCUGCUGUCUUUGACUGCUCAGCACUUAGGCCCAGUUGCCCACUGGGAUUGUCUGCCAACAUUUGCUCUCCUGAGAUCUUUCAUGCCUCCUGGCUGCCCUUGGGAUAGGAAUGGCGAUGCCGAAGCCCCUCAGACUGGUGAAUGACCAUUGCUGCUUCUUUCUCCUUCCUUCCCGCCCCUCCUUGGCUGGUGACCUGAGUCCUCUAAUGACAUCAUACUCCUGGCCAGAGAAAAGGACUUGACUAGACUUUCUGAACUUGAACAGUUUCAGGUUAUAUUUUAAUUUUUUUUUUUUUUUGUACAGGUUGAUUCUAAUACAUUUCAACAUGCUUUUUUCUC